Molecule: messenger RNA, 252 nt
Organism: Acaulospora morrowiae
Lineage: Eukaryota; Fungi; Glomeromycota; Glomeromycetes; Diversisporales; Acaulosporaceae
Source: the annotation of a GenBank genome assembly
AUGGCAGAGCCAGCCAGAUUGAUCGAGUAUUAUCAUGUAAUGGUUAAAAAAGUGACAAAUCCAAGACAAAAAUACACCGGAUGCUCCACAAGGCCGAAUUUAGAUGUUUUGGUCCAAAGUGAUCUACAUUUUGUCUCAAAGAUUGGCACAUUAUGCUUCUACAGAGCCAAUGUCGAUCACUACAGGGCCGAUGCCGAUCACUGGACGUGUCAAUCUUUGAGACAAAAUGUAGAUCACUUUUUGGCCUUGUAG